Messenger RNA from Penicillium waksmanii, 1314 nucleotides. RefSeq lists its product as uncharacterized. The record is from RefSeq and is a predicted model, not a curated record. NCBI's taxonomy places the organism in Eukaryota, Fungi, Ascomycota, Eurotiomycetes, Eurotiales, Aspergillaceae. Gene Ontology annotation, biological process: late endosome to vacuole transport via multivesicular body sorting pathway. Gene Ontology annotation, cellular component: multivesicular body. The transcript is spliced from 3 exons. The coding region runs from base 1 to 1314 and encodes 437 amino acids.
AUGGCGAAUAAUAUCCCCGCUUCGCUGAGAACUGCUGAUAUCGGGCGGUUUGCCCUCAGGGCAGCGCAGAUUGAAAAGGCCAAGCCAGUCGUGGCCUACUGGUGCAACUUUCAUAUUGUGAACCAAAUAAUCGAGAGAGGCCUUCAUAAUUCAGAUGAUGAGGUCAAACUUUAUACAACCGAUCUGGUGGAAAAGUUGGAACAGUUCAAAAGCGAUAAUCAAGAGAAUGAAACUGUCACGGAUGAGGUUGCUGCCAGUGCAUAUGUCGAACAAUUUGGACUCGAGGUGUUCAACCGCGCAGAGGCGGCCAUGACCGCCAACAAAGUUACCAAGUGCGUUCUACGUUGGUGGCUAUUUAUCUUAGAACCAGACAUUGACAUGGUGCUUCUAGACAAACAGCGGAUACAUUCCAGGCGGCUGCGAUAUUCCUCGAGCUCUGCCAGGUAUGGGGAGAACUGGACUCGGAGAUUGCGGGGGAGAAUCAAGUUCGCCAAGUACCACGCGAUUCGAAUCGUGAAAGCGAUCAAAGCCGGCGAGGACCCCAAUGCCUCGAACCCCACCCCACAGCAAGAAGAAGAAAAUGAAGCCACCGUGGCCGACCCCGAUGUCCAAGCAUUCGACGAAGGUGUGGCGGAGCAGGCCUCCAAGCCAAGACAGGCCUCCGUCGAGGAAGUCCCCGAUGAAGCUGAUCGUCUCGGGCGCCAGAUGGCCCUUCAAUCAUCUCUGGACGAGUCACUACACCCAUCCCGAACUUCCUCGAUGCCACGCCCGCAAGAGUCUUCUCUUCCUGAUAUUCCUUCCGUCCCAAGUAAUGCGCCAGGUUCUCCCACAACGCAGAAGAUGGACAUCGAUGACCCGCAAUCGGGAGGUCUCGAGCUUCCAUCAACUCCCGCUACGAUAGGUGGCUCGAGCUCUUUCCCAAAGCUACCAGAUACACCGGGUUCUACGAACGCGCCUGUCUCUCAUGUUUCGCGGAAUUCAAAUGCCUUCCAGUCAUUCCCGCCACCGGCCGAUACCCCCUCCGUCCCUGCUCCAGACCCGGCUUCAUUCUAUGAUCCUACAAGCGCCAGUGCUUACAUCCCACCCCCGGCAGCGUCGCCAUCUGUUCCCCCAGCGCGGGCGCCUGCUCCUCCAGCACCAGCACCUGCACCUGCACCCGCUGCUCCGAGCCAACCCUCGCAUUCGAUAGAUGACAACUCUAUCACCCAGGCGCAGAAGCACGCUCGCUGGGCAGUAUCUGCGCUGACAUUCGACGAUGUCGACACGGCAGUGAAGGAACUGAAGAACUCGCUGAAAUACCUAGGUGCAUCAUGA